Exophiala spinifera is the source of this 1263-nucleotide messenger RNA. RefSeq lists its product as uncharacterized. The transcript is spliced from 4 exons. Gene Ontology annotation, cellular component: mitotic spindle; mitotic spindle pole body; DASH complex. NCBI's taxonomy places the organism in Eukaryota, Fungi, Ascomycota, Eurotiomycetes, Chaetothyriales, Herpotrichiellaceae. The record is from RefSeq and is a predicted model, not a curated record. Bases 1 to 1263 code for a protein of 420 amino acids. Gene Ontology annotation, biological process: attachment of spindle microtubules to kinetochore.
AUGUCGCGCAUCAGUUCUGCAGCGCAGCCGCGGGCACUCACCCUCACUGAAGAGCUCGAAAAACUCGAGCAAUCCAUCACGCUCACAUUGCAAGAGAUUGAUCACAAUUUCAGCCGUGCCCACCGCAUCGUCACAUCGAGUAUCCUGCCUAUCGUCGAACAAUAUGCCGUCCAUUCGAAGGAUGUUUGGGAAGGGUCGAGAUUCUGGAAGCAAUUCUUUGAGUCCAGCGCCAAUGUCUCCCUCUCGGGAUACGAGGAGCGACCGUCACAGUUAGAGACGACGGACGAGAUAACAGACAACACAGUCACGGAAGAGUCCAAUGCCACAACACAUACGACGCUGGAAACGUCGGAAUCGUACGAGACACCUGCUGCGCAGCAUAUCUCGACGGACUCGAUACAAGAUCUUGAUCUGUCCAACUUGACCAUGUCGCCAUCUCACAGCACGCCACGGCCACCACGGCCACAGCAGGCCAACUUUGCCGACUAUCCUUCUCCCUACGAAGCGCUCCGUCGAGAGAUCAAUAACACAACAGUCGAUGCAACUUCAUUGACCCACGGCGCAAUGCCCGAAACCCCUGGAAGACCAGUCUUUCCGAUUGAUGCUAUCGCGCGCACCCCAGAAUCCUCUCCAUAUCUCCCCCCACAGCCAACUUCUAUACCUCGCCCUUCGACCACUCGGAAAAAGACCGACCCGGUGCUCCAUCAUGUGUUAGACCGGACUUAUCGUUUGCAAGCAACGCCCAUGACCGCCAGCCGGUAUACCGAUAUCCACCACAAGUCCACAACACGACUGUUCGCGACAGGAAGACAGAACACAAGUGUUGAUCCAACACUGUCAUCUAGUCCAGUUGCACCACCUGAACUACAUCCAGAAAUAUUCUCGUCCCCAGAACGCAAGACCCGGAUUCCGGGAGUCAGUGUUCUGAGUCCUGCAAAGCACAAGGGAGAGAAGCUAAGCGCCCCCACACGUACUCAAGGCAUAUGGGACAGUGAUGACGAUGAUCUGGACGACGAAAUCGACUUUGGCCAGAGUCCCCCCAAGACCAUGCAGUUUCAUAUUCCUCAGAACCGACUCCUAAAGACGCCAGCCAAGGAAGCCUCUCAACGUAUCGUGGAUGACAUCCUUACCCGAGCUGGGAUGGACUUCGAAGAGGAAGAGAUCGACUUCUCCCGCGAGCUCGAGACGGAGGCACUUGAUGUUGGCGCCGCCAGCCCUAGCGUGGUGCGCGCCACCGCCAAUAUUGAGGAUGAGACAUUCUAG